AUGAGCCAGAGCGUCCUCUCGCUACGGCGGGCGGCUCAGCGCAGACUGGAGGUGCACGGCGGCGUCCAGAGCGGCAGGGGAGCGCCACUCACGGGCGCGGACCGAAAAGGGAACACCAGGAGGCCACCACCGCAGAUAGAGACGGCCAGAACGAACUUAUAUGCGCAACAGUCGUCUCUGACUACUGGUAAAUCUUAUGUGCCAGCAUCCACGGAAGAAUUAAAAACUUUCUUAGGGAUAAAUAUCUUGAUGGGCAUAAAACCACUUCCUAGUUACAGAGACUACUGGAGUUCAGGUGCUGAUCUACAUGAUAGUUAUUACUUGCCAAAGAAGCCUAUCAAGAGAGGCUACAAGGUGUGGGUACUAGCAGACAAAUCUGACUAUGCAUGGAAAUUGGAUAUUUACACUGGGAAGAAAGAUAAUGCUGUGGAAAAGAAAUUGGGAGAAAGAUUUGUGAAACACCUCACUGAAAAUAUUAAAGUAUCAUCAACAAUGUCUGCAAUGAAUAAGGUUCGAGACACUGGAGCUGUGGACCUGGGCGCCCUUCUGGAUGCUGGACAGGGCGCUAUGGUAACGCUGCUGCCUGGAGAGACACAGCUCGUGGCGCACAGAGCGGUCCUGGCCGCCAGGAGCCCCGUCUUCGCCGCCGUGUUCCGGCACGACACGCUGGAGGCCAGCAGCGGCCAGGUCACCAUCGCAGACGUGGAGGGACUGACGCUGAGGCAGCUGCUGGCUGCAGGCCUCCCAGCUGCAGUAGCCUUCCUGGAGACGAGGAAAAACAAAAGGUUGCUCCAGGCAGCUGAGGAGGGGGCACUGCAGGAGAUGCAGGUACUGCUUGCAGCAGGGGCAGACGCUGGAGCGAAGGACACAGUGUGCAUCAGUGGCCUGCACAGGGCAGCAAGGGAGAGACCUAUAGAGCCAGUGAGGUGUCUAGUGGAUGCUCGAGCAGUAGUUGAUUCUAGGACCAACUUACAGAAUACACCUCUGCACUUGGCAGCAUGGAAAGAGCAAGCAGCUGUGGUCCGGCUACUGGCGGCAUUGUCUGCUGACCCCAAUGCUAGGAAUCAGUGGGGGAUGACACCACUGCACAGGGCAGCACUCGAUGGCCAUGUGGAGGCGACAGCAGCACUGCUGGCUGUGGGAGCCAGCCCAGAGGCCAGGGAUGACAUUGGUGCCACCCCUCGUCAUCUCGCCAGGAAAGAGAACCACCAGGAUAUCGUAGAGUUGUUAACUUGA
Molecule: messenger RNA, 1236 nt
Organism: Schistocerca americana (American grasshopper)
Lineage: Eukaryota; Metazoa; Arthropoda; Insecta; Orthoptera; Acrididae
Product: ankyrin-3-like
Exons: 5
Coding region: 1-1236 (411 amino acids)
Molecular function (GO): protein binding
Source: RefSeq, a predicted model, not a curated record